CUUUUUCAAGCGGAAUUGGUUGGGAGGAAUAUCGGUUGGCGAUUCUAUGUCAAUGCAGUAGUUGGCGAACGUUCAGUCGUUGGUUGUUGGGCGAAGGACGCGUUUGUGCAAAAAAAAAUAUAAUCUCAAAAAGCCAAUAAAGGAAAAGAUACUCUUUAACUGCGGAAUUAUUUCAAUUGUGUUCUAAAAAAUAUUCAAAAGUAAAUUAAGAUAAAAAUAAAAUAUUUUGAAAAAAAAAAAAAAUUAAUUAAAAUUAAAAAAAAAAAAUAAAAUUUAUUUAAAAUAAAAAAUUUUGAAAUGCUUUUCCGAAAUAUUUUCCCGAUUUUACUUUACUGCAUAUUUGCCGAUGUCCAAGUUCAAGCCCAAAGAACAGCACUCGAUACAAAUUUGGGUGGGUUUGUGAGUCUGCUACGUCCACUGAUUUUGAACGUAAUGGGAAGAUCGGGCGAUGUUCCCAGCAAUGUGGCACUGCAUCGUCGCAGAGGGAAAACCCAACACUCCGAUAAACGUGCCAGAUCGGCUAAAGAGUUUUGUGAUGUCAAUGGUCCGGGAAAACGUAGUCCUGAACCUCCCACAUCGGUACAUCGCCUACGGCCGGGAGAUAUCGAUAUUAUUGCAGCCAUGGGAGAUUCUCUGACAGCUGGCAAUGGUGUUAUAGCCACCAAUUUGAUGCAAGUUAUUCACGAAAAUAGAGGUGUAGUUUGGUCCAUUGGGGGCCAGGGUAAUUGGCGACAAUAUUUAACUAUACCUAAUUUGCUCAAGGAAUAUAAUCCAAAUUUAUAUGGCUAUUCUCUGAAGGAUGGUUUGGGACGAGACAGAACAUCCAGAUUCAACGUUGCCGAAUUGGGCGCCAUGUCACGUGACAUGCCCUACAUGGCCAAGGUAUUGGUGGCCCGACUAUCGCACGAUCCCAAUGUCAACAUGACCCAUCAUUGGAAACUGAUAACCAUGCUGAUUGGUAAUAAUGAUUUUUGUUCCGAUGUUUGUUAUUUAGCCGAUCCCAUGAAAUCGAUCGAUUAUCACGAACAAAAUAUGUUGAAAACUUAUCGUUACCUUAGGGAUAAUGUUCCGCGUCUCAUGUUGAAUGUUGUACCAGCACCGAAUUUAUUGCUGUUGACCAAAUUGAAAGGUUUACCGCCGCAAUGUCACAUCACCUUGCCGUUUGAAUGUCCCUGCCUUAUUGGCAAGAGUAGGAAGAGGCUGGAGUAUAUGAAUAAGUUGAUGGAAAAAUGGAUACAAAAGGAUUACGAAAUAGCUAAUAGGGCGGAAUUUAACUCGGAGACAUUUACGAUUAACAUAGAACACUUUACCAAAGAUUUUGUUUUUCCAAAAUUGCCAAAUGGCAACACCGAUACCUCGUACAGUUCAGAGGACUGUUUUCACAUCAGUCAAAAGGGUCAUGCAGCAAGUGCCAACUCUUACUGGAACAAUCUCUUUGAAAUGCCCAAUAACAAGUCAUCAUUUACUAAGGAUAUCUACGAUAAUUUUGUGUGUCCCACCGAAGAGCAUCCAUACAUAAUAACUCGAGUCAAUAGUCGUAAAGAUUUUAGAAAAUAAUUCAUUAUAAUAAUUCAUUUUAUCAUUUAAAGUCGAAGGGGUGUUUAAUAGUGAACAUGGAUAGUUAAUUAACAUUUAUUGUGACUAGAUUUAACCUGAUGAGUUCAUUAUAUCCCUGUUCCACUGUUUAUAUAGCAUUUAGUCAAUUUCAUGCAUUUCGUAUUCAAAAACUGUGAUAAUUCAUGUUCAUUUUCUUUUAUAUAUUUUUUGAAAUAAACGAAA
Messenger RNA from Musca domestica (house fly), 1779 nucleotides. Its product is annotated as phospholipase B1, membrane-associated. The coding region runs from base 298 to 1557 and encodes 419 amino acids. NCBI's taxonomy places the organism in Eukaryota, Metazoa, Arthropoda, Insecta, Diptera, Muscidae. Gene Ontology annotation, biological process: phospholipid metabolic process. Gene Ontology annotation, molecular function: glycerophospholipase activity. The transcript has 6 exons. The record is from RefSeq and is a predicted model, not a curated record.